This is a messenger RNA of Elaeis guineensis (African oil palm), 1547 nucleotides long. RefSeq lists its product as uncharacterized. The record is from RefSeq and is a predicted model, not a curated record. Lineage: Eukaryota; Viridiplantae; Streptophyta; Magnoliopsida; Arecales; Arecaceae.
GUAAAGCGAGGGUAUGCUGAUAAAUAUGUUGGAGAAAUUAGGGUGAAUCCUGAACCCGCCCUAUAGUUCCCUUUCCCAUCUCCCCCCUUGCUAGGACUGGACGUUUUAUUUUUGGGGAAGGGGAGAGGAGGAAGGGGGAAGGUUUGCUUCUUGGAUGAACGGAAGGGUAUUGUUAAGGGCAAAGCAUUCAGAUCUGAACCUGCUUUGUCUUCAAUUUCCUUUUCACAAGAACCAUGUAUGCAGGAUUCCUCUUCUUACAAUGUCCAAAGAUUCUUAUGCGAAGCAAAAUGAACUUGGACCUAACUAUCUAGGUUACUACAAGCAUCUUUUUUUCGAGCUGUUUUCUCAGAAUGAGGACAUUGCGUUACCCAUUCCGGGAUCAAAUUCUGAACCAUCAGUAGGAGACAAGGGCCGAAAAGAUAAAAGCUGCAGUGCUUCUGGUUCAUUUUUUUCAAGAGGGAUAGGUGAAGAGCUUUCAGAGUUUCAGAAGGAGAAUUUGAAGUCAAUGAUCCAUGAGAGCGCACUUUGUUUUAAUCAAGAAGCUGAUGAGAUAUUUGGUCAAAUUUUAUCAGUAUUCCAGACUGAAUCAGAUCGAAGUAAAAAAGAGCUAUUGUCAGGCUGUGCAAGUGCCUCAGAUGAAGACAUGAAUGAACCUAAUUGUAGUAGGAAGCGGAAAGCAUCUCCUUCUCCCAUAUCGAGAAGUUAUCUCAGCUACACUGACAUUCUUAAUUCCCAAUCUGUUAGGCAGGUUUAUAAUGAUAUUCAAGCUGUUCAAGGAAAUGAUGAAAUAUGCCAGGAGGCCCUGGAGAAGGCUAACGUGAUUUCUGCAACGCUUUGCAAGAUGGAACAGGAUCUUGAAGAAUUUUUGGAUGUGGUGGUAUCCAAAUGCAGAGCAAUGACUCAUGCUGAGAAGCGACAGCUUGGCAAGCAGAUCCAGAAGCUUCCAGACAAAGCAUUUGACCGUGUGGUAGAUAUAGUCCAACAAAGGAACCUCUCGGCAAGACAUAUUUCUGACAAUAUCUUUAUAAAUUUGGAAGAACAGGACAACGUAACACUAUGGAGAUUGUACUACUAUGUUCAAACCAUAAACAAGGCAAACAAGCUCUGACUAAGGCAUGCAUUUUAGAUUGUUAACACCAGCCAACCUUCCAAGUACAUUGUGCAACUUCAUGUUCAUGGAAGACAGCAGUUGGUGUCAUCGAAAAAUUUGCAUGUACGCUGGAUGGCGAAAUUUGUAUGCACAGAAGGAGAAGAAAUGAAACAUGUUAAGUAGGAAUGGCAUCUCCACCCCCCUUUAGAUAUCUCUUUUGAUGGUUCCUCUUUUUUGUUUUUCUUUUACUGGGGCAGGAGCUUGUGUGCAUAAUUAGCGGUGCCAUGUCUAGGAAUCUUGUAAUCAAUUGUACGCUUAGCUAUGUUGGUAGUGUGACAAUGUCGGCUAUUUUGCAGUUGCAUAUCGGCCAGGCAUAUACUCUGUGCGUGUUUUGUAUUGAUAGGCUCAAAAAGUUUGCUAAGUUUCACUUCACAAAUUCAUGCUUUGUAUUACCAAA